AGGCUAAAGCGACAACGUGCAAAGAAGCUAUUCAAAGAUGGGAGGAAAAAACAGGAUUAAUCGCAAGCGAACAAAAAGAAAUAAUUUUGUCCUUCCAGUGGCCUCCAAUCGAGAGAAUGGAUAAUAAUUUGGCGACGUUAAUCAACGUCGAGUUUGUUGUCCUUUAAUGAAUUAAUAUUAACACGAAACAUUAAUAUCCUCGGGGAAUACAUCGAUUAAAUAAUUUCCUUAAAACGUUUCCAGAAAAUUAUCUUUGUCAACAAAUAUGAUUGAAAAGAUCAGUGGCAUUAAUUCGUUGAAAUAUUUGAAGAUCUUAUCCCUGAGUAGAAACAACAUUAAAACGUUCUCAGGAUUAGAGGCGAUUGGAGAUCAUUUGGAGGAAUUAUGGAUUUCUUAUAAUUUGAUUGAAAAGAUCAAAGGCGUCAAUGCUCUCAAAGCGCUCAAGGUCUUGUAUAUGGGCAAUAAUCUGGUGAAAGAUUGGGCGGAAUUUAAUCGUUUGCAAGAAAUACCCAAUCUUCAAGAUUUGUUAUUCAUUAACAAUCCUAUAUGCGAGAACAUGGACGCGGAAUCGUGGCGUGCGCAAGUUGUAAAACGAUUGCCUACCUUAAAAAAAAUCGAUGCGAUACCAAUAGUGUAUGCCAUGUGUUUCUUGAUUUUAUCUUUUAUAGAGCCACGCGAUGCCACUUUUAAACAUAUUGUAAAGCUUUUCUUUCUCUUCCAGCCGUGCAGGUGAAGAUUAAACUAAACUAUUAAAAGUAGAGAAUGUUAGCCGAAAUAGGUAUUUGCUUUGAUGAAAAUAAUAGUAAAUAUAAAAUUUAUAUUUACAUAGUGCAAGUUAGUUGGACAAUAAAAUCUUUGUUACAAUGGCAUGUGAUGAUUUAAAAUGGA
This is a messenger RNA of Formica exsecta, 888 nucleotides long. RefSeq names its product dynein light chain 1, axonemal-like. Lineage: Eukaryota; Metazoa; Arthropoda; Insecta; Hymenoptera; Formicidae. Bases 266 to 733 code for a protein of 155 amino acids. The record is from RefSeq and is a predicted model, not a curated record. Gene Ontology annotation, molecular function: protein kinase binding. Gene Ontology annotation, cellular component: cytoplasm. The transcript has a single exon.